Messenger RNA from Amoebophrya sp. A25, 4054 nucleotides. Lineage: Eukaryota; Dinophyceae; Syndiniales; Amoebophryaceae. The record is from the annotation of a GenBank genome assembly.
AUGGUUUUCUCGUCGAAUAUGACCACGACUGACUGUCACGACCUCCAAGAAAACCCGAGGUCAAAAUGCAGCGAAGGAUGCAUCGGUCCGGUGCCUUUUUUACGUGUGGGCACAUCGCCAGCCUCCAGCAGCACCUCCAGGAGGAUUCAAAUCGGUGGAGGAGAGCCUCCAGGCAGAAGUAUUAAGCAUACUCCUGGCGCUGGCAGAUUAGAAUUGCAGCCAGAGGGUCGAAAGCUCCUACAAGACCUUGCCGUUUUGCCGGCAAACACCAGUCUGGUUUUUGCACUAGGGGGUUCCCGUGUCGGGAAAUCCACUGUAGGCAACCGGUUGCUUCGGUUACAAGACGUAGAAGUUGUUUCCUCGCCAGAGCAGGGUGCUGCUGGAGUUGUUUCCACACCUGAAGAUAGAAGAGCUCCUGCAUACAAGGACGACGCACGACCAGAUGCUGGCGCAAAUGACCCGCGUGCUGGCGCAAAUAACGGGUUCUACGUGGGACACGGCUUCAGACAUGUGACGCAAGGGGUGGACCUAGCUGCCCGAUUCUUUCCGCAGGAACAGAAAAUGCUACUGUAUUUCGACUGCGAAGGAAGUUACCAUCCUGCGGGAAGCACUGCGGGUAUUAAUCUUGUCUUGCGAAUUAUAAGUAGUUGUAAGACGGCAAAAAUUAUAGAUAAAUAGGUGGUCGUUAGUUCCUAAUGAUCCGCAUCUUAUUCUUGCCCAGAAUUACAAUUUAUAUUCAUUCAACAAAUCAACUUCCGAAAGAAAGAUCAUAGUAAGUAUAAUCCCCGACACAUUGUCUCCAGGUAAUGCGACGAAUUUAGGCCUAGUCGGACUGGUCGCUUAUUGUGUGGCCGAUUGGAUCAUGUCGGUUACGAUGGGCAGCUUUGACGAAAGGGACAUUGAAUCUCUAGCUUUACUAACGAAUCUAGCAAAAGCGCAUGUCUGGCAGCCCCCGGCACGAGGAGCUACGUCCCGGAGUAAUCAGGAGGAGCUACGUCCAGGGCUUUUGCUUCUAGUGAAUUCACCAAGAUUUCACGAGUUGGAGGCUGAGCCAGAGAAGGUUCUCGGCUCUAUUCUGCGCGGCGCAAAUAAUGCCUUUUCCGAUGUUGCUGGCAGUCACUCAACAGCGAAAGGCCAGGACGAUCUGGUACUAAACACGCCUCGACGGCAUGCACGCGAGUCGCUGAGUCAAGAAUUUGCUGACGUACGCAUAAUGGGACUUCCAAAUAAUCAAGCGAAGAAGGAGACCUCGUCAGCAAAUCAUGUUGAGCCAGACAAGUUAAGCGAACUACGCCGUUGGCUACUAUUUGUUGACGAAUCGGAAUCGUCAACUUCAAAGUCUUCGACACGCUCCGGAGGUCGUCACUGGUCGUCGGGCUUUGAAAUUUUACGGUACAUAGAGCUCGUCGUGGAGGCGCUCAACGCGGGGUGGUCGAAGAGCGCGAGUCCUAGUAGUACACUUGAUGUUAAGGCGCGACACCGCAUGAAGAAGAAGAUGGUUCACAACUCUUCAUUAUGAGGCAGCAACUAAUUUACAACACGAACUAACACAGCGAAAUUUUUAGGAUUCUAGCUUGGUAAAAAAUCGUCGAUUGAGUUGUGUCUCUAUCUCAUUUUCUUCAGGCGAUGUGUGUCGUCGUAAGACCACUAGCUGUAGGAAGAAAUGAUACUUAAUUACUUACAAGAAGUGUGCGUGCUCGUGCAAUGUAGUUGGAUGAUCACAGAUAAUUGCUCGUCACAAAAAUAGAAACCUCACAAAAAGGUUUCUCCUUCCUCUAAGUCUUGUGUCUCAACCCCUUCUCCUGCGAGGCUGUUUCGUCCCGCCUCAGCUGUGGACACCGUCGCUCGUGAGUUGCAUCUAGAACCUCUUGCGGACAAGCUUAGCGAAGAGUUCGUCGCAGGUGCACGAAGCGCUAAAACCAGGACCGCAAAUUCGGCGCUGCCGCUCGGUGGCGUCCUCUUGGCCCGCUUGACGCAACGAGCAAUGGCGGACUACGACGCAGCAGCAACGAGUAUCAAGGCCAGCAGUGCAGCCAAAGCCACAGUCCGAAGCAACUUGUCGCGGACACUGAAACGACUGGCAGGAUCGUUUGAUGAUGCUGGAGCAGUACUCGCGAAGCCUCCAACGAAGGAUACAAGUGCUGGCGAAUCCACUGCUUCCCCAAGGUAUUGCGACUUGGAUAACCUCCUAACAUCAAGAUCAAGUUGUCCUAAAGGAGCAGCAGUAGCUUCUGGUUAUGGUGCCAGCAAAACGAGUGUCAUGACGACCUCCGCAGGAGAUCACGAGACGGCUUCGAAGGAAACUCGCUUCAGCAAGGAGACCACAACUUCAGGGGCACUGUCUAUCGAUCCGAUAUUUGAAGCGAACAGUCCUACAACACCUACUUCACAUAUUUCUCAUGCUUAUUAUAGUAGUACUACUACUAUAGGAGGACCUGCUCUUCUUGGCGGGGGACACGCUGGACUUGAAGAUGAAAGCCGUGGAGAACAACGAGGUGUUGACAUGAUCUCCUCGUCUACGACCGCCGUAGGGAGAGCACCAACCACCAUCACAGACCACCAACCACAAGUGCACGACUCGCAUCAGCCACUGCCGCCAACGCCUGAAGCGAAGCGACUCAAAAAAUAUGCACUGGAAUUAGAGGCAAGGGUCGAAGCACACGCGGAGGAGGAACGAGUGGAGAUAGACCGGCUUGUGGCAAAAUUGCACUCCACGGUGGAGGCAUCUUCGACCCUUUGUGGGACGUCAACUCAUCUUCAUGGCCAAGAAGAUGAUCCUAGUCCAAAAUUCUUGACGAACGAGAACGACAGUGCGGUCACGAAUUAAGGGUUGGAAGUUGACCUAUCAUCUAAGUAAGUGCAUUUCUAUGGCUUCUUCAAGUAGGAAAGCGGCCAUAGAUAUGCGACCUACUAGAGGGGGGCCAACUUUCAGCCACCCCUAAACGAAGAGUGCUGCUGCAGGAGCUGCUCCUAACUCGGUCCUAUCUUCUGCUGCUUUUGGUUGGAAGAAGAUCCCUCCUUCCCUGAUCUCGAUCGCGGACCAGGUUGAUGGUCUGGGUCGCAGGAUGUCGCAGACUAUAUCGAGAAUGAACCGCGAUGACAAGCACGAUUUUCUGCAGAGACGUGCGACAGAAAUGCUCGCUGCUUCUGCAGAGACGAUUCAUGAAUCCCAUUCCAGCGCAGAGCUUCAGCGCAUCCACAGUGAGGCAUUGGCUGUACGCAAAGAUUUUGGGUAUCUGGAAACGCAACUUACGGCAGCGGGAGAGAAACUGGUGCGUACAAUUUAUUUUUUUAGGUACAUUCCUUCGGGUUGAAUAGAAGAAAUCAAAAUUUGAGAUUGAAGCCCUCUCUUCUACUUUUUCACCAAGUUCUCUCUAGUGUCCUUGUUCUCUUACCAUUCUCCCUGUCGCCAUUCAAUUGACAGAUGCAGUCAGCGGACGCUAUGGAUUCAAGAUUGGGUGAUGUGGAGUCUGUACUUCGCGAUGCGACCCAUGCCCGUAAGGAAAUGGCCUCACGUCUAGAGCGCACACUGCAAUCGCACGCCGAAGGUUUACGGGAAAUGCUGGACGCAGAGCGCCAGGAUAGACUGGAAAGAGCGGAAAUGACGCAAAGAAUGGUCGCCGCAGUGUCGCACUGGCUCAGUACAACGGAAUGAGCCAGUUUCGCAAUGGCUCAGUACACCGGAAUAAAUGUUGGGACGAAAGCUGCCAGAUGGAGGCUCUUUUCCUUCUACACUGUCGAAGCUGAAGCUUCACAAACCAUACAAAGCAGGAUUUUCACAAGCCAUGCAUGGGGACCAGGAGAUUUUUUCUAGCGUUCUUUUUCACACGAAGAUCUCGAUCCUGAAAGCUAGUACAGGGGACGGCACCUGUCUGAUUUUCGAUGCAUCUGCUGAUGUUUCUUCUGCUAAAUUCAAUUUUCUACUGAAACGAGAGGAUCAAAGUGACUCUUGUUUUUGUGUUUUCCUUCCAACGAUAUAUUAUAAUAUCAGUCAAGCAGGAGAAUGCGAGUCGCGUUUCUAUUGCGAAGCUGUUUUUGAAAAGAGAAAAUGUGC